Molecule: messenger RNA, 1664 nt
Organism: Venturia canescens
Lineage: Eukaryota; Metazoa; Arthropoda; Insecta; Hymenoptera; Ichneumonidae
Exons: 3
Coding region: 283-1266 (327 amino acids)
Source: RefSeq, a predicted model, not a curated record
GCCCAAUUGGAAAGUUAUUCGACGAAUUAUCACACGGUUGUACCAUCAAAAACUCACUGUGAAUAUAUCGAGCACGAACAAUAACAAAAUUAAAACAAAAAAUGAACAAUAGCUUGAUCUGUCAUUUCGAUGUUAUUUCGAAAUCAAACUUUCACUAACGAAUUCCCAACACAAAAACCGUGUUCGCUAGUUUUAAUCAGCUUAUAUAUCAGGUGGUGAAAAAGCUGAUUAAAAAUUCUCGAGAAUUUCGUGCGUUUUGACGAUUUUUUAGUGCUCUUCAAUAUGAUAGAAAAAAAUGAACAGCCUGAGGAAGAAAAUACUGAUGAAAAACGUGUGAAUUUCUUGAGUCAAAAAAGAACAUCUCUCCAGGAAUCGUCUUUAAAGAUACAAGAAGAAGUAAGACUCUGUUUCGAACAAUUAGCAAAAGUUUUAAGAACAAGAGAGAAACAAUUGAUGCGUCAGGUUGAAGCAAUCCACAACCAACAAUUGAGCAUAAUCCAAUCCAAUCAAGAACUCUCAUGGUGUGUCCCAGCGAUACAAAUAAAUUUAUCCAAAAGACAGGAUCUUGAGGAUUGUAUCUUAAAAUUUGGAGAAUUGUUAUCGUCUACUGGAAAUGGAAUAGAAGUAAAAGAUGCCGAACCUUAUAAGAUCGAGGAUUAUGUGGAAGCAAAUAAAGACCAUGUGACAUUGGAUAAAUGUAUAGAUGUGGAAUGUUGUAACGAAAGGAUGAAGGAAAUAUCUGAAAAAUUAAAUGAUUCUUCCAACAGUUUUUGUGAACUGAGUUUCAACGCUAGUUCAGAAGCUGACACAACAUCUGAAAAUGAAAUAACAGUGCUAAUGAAUCACAAUUAUUCUAACGAUUUUUUAAGUCCUCAAAAAACUAAAAACCAACAACUACUGAACAAUUCUUCAACAUGGGAAUUAGAAGUCACUACACAGAUAACUGAGAAUCUAAUUUUACCUGGAACACAGAGGAACAAUGACUCUUUGAUGAAAGAUGAUUGCAACAAUUCCAUGAUAAACUCGGAUAAGAAUCUUUGCUGUUCCAUUGAAUCUGGAUCACCCGUAGAAACUUUGGACGCCAAUGCUGAUGUUUCAACGAUGAGAAAAUCUCAAGAUGGAGAAAAACAUCCCAAGCAAAUACAAGAGUGGUUGGAACAGAUUUUAGUGGAAACUGAGACUGAACCGACGAUCCAUGAGAUCGAACAAUUUGCCGAAAUUUCCAAAUCUCGAUUCAAGGAAUUUUCGUUUCCCCUUGAAACGUAAAGUUCACUCUGAACCGUCCAGUUUCCAAGAGGAAACACGUUCGUUUUCGAAAAGUCCCGACAUUGUCACAUUCACAUUUUUGUGUCGCUUCAAAUCGUUCUGAUCGUAUUUUAUGCUUGGGACCAACUUUUCCAUGGUAUUCGUAACUAAAAAAUGAAAGAUAUACAAGAAAACAACCAAAAAGUCUGAUUUUUCAGCUAUACUCUCUAAGAAUCGUUGUAAAUUCAUUGCUUCUUCUUCUCCGCCCAUAUUUGUAUCUCUUUCAUCGAUUUUUGCCCAGUACUUAAUAUUUAUAUUGUAUACGUCCGUCGUCGUGUACGUUUUUUCAUUUUUUCAAUAUGUAUACGCGCGUGUAUGAAAUGUACACAUUAUGGUUGAAUUAAAUUUGAUCAUAGAGA